UUGCCUUCCAAGAUAGUUGUUGUUAUUAAGGAAAUAAAGAAAUAUUGUGAAAAAAAAUUAUUUAUAAUCUCAAAACUAAUGCUGGCUCAUUUUUAAUGUUAGAUUCAUAAGAAGUUCCAAAAUGUCUUGUCCUGCAGAACGACGUCUGAGGAAGGAAUUGCUUGAAUUACUUACAAACCCAAUGCCUGGAAUUUAUAUAGAUGAAGAGAAGGUAGCAAAGAAUAUCAACGAAUGGAUAGUCACAAUUGAGGGUGCUGAAAAGACAAUAUAUGAGGGCGAGACAUUUCAACUUCAAUUUAGUUUCAACGAGAAAUAUCCAUUCGAUUCGCCUACAGUCCUCUUUAUAGGUAAAAUUCCUGUACAUUCCCAUAUUUAUUCUAAUGGACACAUAUGUUUGAGUAUAUUAACCGAUGAUUGGACACCAGCUUUAUCUGUGGGAGCUGUUUGUUUGAGCAUUCGAAGUAUGUUGUCAUCGGCAACAAAAAAGGAACGACCACCUGAUGAUAUGAUUUACACCAGAACUUGUUCAAAAAAUCCUAAGAAAACGAAAUGGUUUUUUCAUGACGAUACAGUAUAAAUAUUGGAGCGAAUUGAGAUGAUUUUACCUACUAAAUUUUAUGUUUAUAGAUAUCUUUUUAACUACAUUAUCAAUUACCUUGAGAAAUCCUUAACAAACUACCUAUUGUAUUUUAAGUUAAUCAAUAAACUUGUUGUAACGUA
Molecule: messenger RNA, 720 nt
Organism: Chironomus riparius
Lineage: Eukaryota; Metazoa; Arthropoda; Insecta; Diptera; Chironomidae
Source: the annotation of a GenBank genome assembly